UCUGAGACGGUGAGUUGGUGAGUUUUCUCGUAGUCUCCGGUGAAGUCUGCUCCUGCACCAUGCGUUCCUCCCGCAGUAUGGUGAGCUAUUCUACCCAGGCUCCUAGGUAUUCUCAGAGCCUUCACUUCUCACCGCGGCAGUCGUCCAUCAGCACCACGUACUCCGUGCGCUCCGGUGGCCGCAGCUCGGCCGCUGGGUUUGGCAGUGGCUUGAGCUUUGGUGGCGGCGGCGGUGGUUACAGCUUCGGCAGUGCCUCUUCCCUCAUGAUGAGGGGCGGUGGCGUGGUCGGCGACGAGAAGAACACCAUGCAGAACCUGAACGAGCGCCUGGCCAACUACCUGUCGACGGUGCAGCGGUUGGAGCAGUCCAGCAAGGACCUGGAGAAGGAGAUCCGCGAGUUUGGAGCCACCACUGUCGUCAAAGGCUUUGACUGGUCGGUAUACGACCAGAGGGUCAGACCCCUCCAGAAGCAGAUACUGGAUGCGAUCCUGCAGAACUCCAGCAUCGCUCUGGAGAUUGACAAUGCCAAGCUGGCAGCUGAGGACUUUCAAAACAAGUGGCAGUCAGAACUGAUGCUGAGGCAGUCUGUGGAGAAUGAUAUUGAUGGGCUUCACCAGCUGAAGGAGACGUACCUGCAGCUACAAGGCAACCUGAACAAUGACAUCACUGGGCUGGAGGAUGAGAUUUCCUUCCUGAAGAAGAACCAUGAUGAGGAACUGAAGAUGUUGCGGCAGCAGAAGACCCAAGAGGUGCAGGUUGAGGUGGACUCGGCUCCAACCCCUGACUUGACUGCAAUCCUAGCAGAACUCAGGGAGAAGUACACUGCUCUUGCUGAUCAGAACCAAGCAGAGAUGGAUAAGUGGUACAGGGAACAGGUGUCGAUUAAAGAAGUAGAGAUCGCUCAGAAUGACCAGGCUAUCUCCGGUGCUAAAGCCGAGCUGUCUCAGUAUCGUCACCAAUUGCAGGGUCUUGAAGCUGAAUAUAACGGCUUACUUGGAAAUGUGAACGCACUGAACAACACUCUGGAUGAAACAGAGGCAUCGUAUGCCAGGGACCUUCAGAAUUUACAGCUCAGAAUCAGACAGCUGGAGGGUGAACUAGCAAGUGUCAGGAAUGAACUGGUGCGCCACAACAACGAAUACGAUAGGCUCCUUAACAUCAAGAUGAAGCUGGAAGCUGAGAUCAACCAGUACAAAGUUCUCCUGGCAGGUGGUAAUCAAAGCCUGGUUACCAUUGGAUCAUCUUCCUCUGGCUUCUCAUCUGGUACAGGAGGUAGUCGGACAACCAUCACGACCACUGAAACCAGAGAAAGGAUUGUGAAUUGAAGACUCCACCUGAGGGCUUCCUGGGACCCUGGAUCAAGGCCCCACAACUCGUGCUUGCUGCUGUGGCUUCUGCUGGAAUCCCUGGGAUGUGGCCUUCCUGCUCCCCUUUGCUCUUCACCUAGCACUUCUGGGAAAAAAUGUGGAUGGCAGAACUGAAUUAUCCUACAGCUCCCUUCAAUCACAUUGCUUCCAACAUGGUUGUCACAGACAGCUAGCCUUCAUCUGCUGUCCUCACCUUCCUUUCAUUGAAAGGGAAAGGGACAGUCCCACCCACCUGACCAUGCUGGGUGCUGAAGCUGUGAUGGCUCUUGUUGCUGGUCAGUCUGCUCAUAGAGCUACCAACAAUUGCACUGUUACUAUGGAGAUGGUAAACCUAUUCCCAUCCAUUCCACAAAUGGUAGGCAUGUCCCAAGUAGAGCCCUGCCUGUGGAGCAGACCUCUCUCAGUUGUCAGAGGACAGCUUAACCUCACCAUCCACUCAAGCACAAGUUGAGCAGCCACAGUCCUGAUCUAACAGAUGUUCUCCAUCUCACAGCUGGACCAGUGCCUGACAGCUGUGGAGACUCACUGGGUCCUGGAGUGACUGGUCAUGGGGCCAGACCAUGGGAGUUGGUCCCUGGGAGCUGUGGGGCAUUCUGUAGUUCCACACUUCUUAUACUUGCUUUCUGUUCAAACUCUGUCAAUAAAUGAUAUCUGCUCUGACCAUAA
Molecule: messenger RNA, 2033 nt
Organism: Pristis pectinata (smalltooth sawfish)
Lineage: Eukaryota; Metazoa; Chordata; Chondrichthyes; Rhinopristiformes; Pristidae
Product: keratin, type I cytoskeletal 18-like
Exons: 10
Coding region: 60-1325 (421 amino acids)
Molecular function (GO): structural molecule activity
Source: RefSeq, a predicted model, not a curated record